Messenger RNA from Penaeus chinensis, 393 nucleotides. RefSeq lists its product as uncharacterized. Lineage: Eukaryota; Metazoa; Arthropoda; Malacostraca; Decapoda; Penaeidae. The transcript has 2 exons. The coding region runs from base 1 to 393 and encodes 130 amino acids. The record is from RefSeq and is a predicted model, not a curated record.
AUGCAAGUCUACACGGAUAGAACCAUCAAAGCCAACAAGCCUGACAUCAUUAUCAAAAACAAGAAAGAGAAAUCCUGUAUGCUAAUCGACAUGGCAGUACUACCUGACCGUAACACACCCGUUAAAGUAGCAGAGAAACUCUCCAGGUAUAAAGAUCUGGAAACUGAGAUGACAAGAAAGUGGGGAAUGAAGACGCAAACUGUGCCAGCUGUCAUUGAAGCACUGGGAGUAAUCAAGGAAGGCAUCGACAAGCAAAUCAGCAAAAUAUCUGCAAACAUCAACGUCGCCGAAUUGCAAAAGAUCGCUCGGCUAAGAUCCGCCCUUAUCCUUCGAAAACACUGUCAUCCAGAAGCUCAGUCUUUCGAAACUUUUGUUGGAAGUUACAAGGACUGA